UCUGCCCCUCUCUCCUCCCCGGGCAGGUUUGGAGCCGGCUCUGAGCAGAGCGAUGGGCAGUGCCAGCCCCGGGCUGACCACUCUGCCCCUCUCUCCUCCCCGGGCAGGUUUGGAGCCGGCUCUGAGCAGAGCGAUGGGCAGUGCCAGCCCCGGGCUGACCACUCUGCCCCUCUCUCCUCCCCGGGCAGGUUUGGAGCCGGCUCUGAGCAGAGCGAUGGGCAGUGCCAGCCCCGGGCUGACCGCUCUGCCCCCCGGCCGCCUCGCCUGGCCGGACCCCGCGCUGCUGCCACCCCCGCGGGACCCCGACCCCCGGAGCUGGGGCUGCCCGGAGAGCCCCAGCCCCCCCAGCACCCCCGAGCAGCCCUUGCCAGCAUUCUGCCUGCACUACUUCGACAUGCUCUACCCGGAGGACACGGCCUGGGCCAGCAAGGGCAGCGGGGAAGCGGCGCACAGCAGCGGCCAGGGCGGGCGGGAGGAGGCGCGGAAGGAGCCGGAGCAGUGUCCCAUCAUCGACAGCCAGGGCCUGGGGCUGGGGCCCGAGGGGGACCUGCAGGACAGCCUGCACCUGGAGGAGCACUCGCUGGAGCAGGUGCAGAGCAUGGUGGUGGGCGAGGUGCUGAAGGACAUCGAGACAGCCUGCAAGCUCCUCAACAUCGCCGCAGACCCCAUGGACUGGAGCCCCGGGAACGUGCAGAAGUGGAUCCUGUGGACGGAGCACCAGUACCGGCUGCCGCAGAUCGGCAAAUCCUUCCAGGAGCUGUCGGGGAAGGACCUGUGUGCCAUGUCCGAGGAGCAGUUCUGCCAGCGCUCGCCCGCCUGCGGCGACAUCCUGCACGCCCACCUCGACAUCUGGAAGUCUGCCGCCUGGAUGAAGGAGAAGGCUGCCCCGGGAGAUGUCAGAUACUGCGGAGGUGACACCAGCUGGGCCGACAGCGAGGUGGACUCGUCCUGCGCCGGCCAGCCCAUCCACCUCUGGCAGUUCCUCAAGGAGCUGCUGCUGAAACCACACAACUACGGCCGCUUCAUCCGCUGGCUCAACAAGGACAAAGGCAUCUUCAAGAUCGAGGACUCGGCGCAGGUGGCCCGGCUGUGGGGCAUCCGCAAGAACCGCCCGGCCAUGAACUACGACAAGCUGAGCCGCUCCAUCCGGCAGUACUACAAGAAAGGAAUCAUCCGCAAGCCCGACAUCUCCCAGCGCCUCGUCUACCAGUUCGUCCACCCGGUGUGAGCGGCGGCGGGACCGGCGGAGCGCCGGGAGGGACGGGGGACCUCGGCUGCCUCCCUGUGCCCGGCCACAGAGAGCCUCUGCCAGCAGCAAGGACCUCGGCUGGGUGCGAGGCUUCCCCUGCCAGGACCUGCUGGCAUCGGACACAGGGACCCCUCCCCUCCAGCACGGACCGUGCAGAGCCUUUGUCCCCCACGGGAAGGGUGGGCACCGUGCCUGGGCUUGUCCCCCCUCCUCUCCUCCCUCCCGGGUUCUGGCUGUAGGUGGCUUCACCCCAGCCAUUGUUCAGGGAGGAAAAAGCCUGGGCAUGAGCUGAGACAAUGGGACACCCACAGGGACAGGGACACCCACAGGGACAGGGACAUCCACUGCUGCUCAUGGUGGGGCCCUGUCCCAAUCCCUGUGGGAUCAGCCUGGCACCAGCCAAGGGCGCUGCCUGCCAUGGGGGCUGUGCCAAUGGGGGCCUUGGGCACCCCCUUGGGCCAGGGGCAUCCUCCCUUUGCUUUUCACUCCAGGACAUGCUCAGCUGCCCCCCUUCACAGGGAUUUGGGGCUGCAAAUGGCAGUUCUGUAUCCAUGGCCCCAUCUUUGUGCACGGGGCCACCAGAGUCCUCCUAAAACCCCUGGCACAAAGCUCUUCCUUUGAUGCGGAUUUUACUUGGACUGCCUGAUUCUGGAGUUUGGGGAAAUGGAGAUGGCAUCUUUGCCAUUUCCUUCUGGAUAAUAAAUCCAGAGUGUGACCCGCCGAGGCUGGACUGGGGCAGAGAGCUGGGCAUUGCUUCACCUGCUCAUUGCACCAGAGUUACCUGGCAAUGUUGGUCUUUUAUAUUAUCGGGGUUUUUUUUUAUUUGGUUAUUUGCUUUUUGGUUUUGGCUGGUGAUGAGUUGUGGUUUAGGUUCAAAUGCCAAGGGGUGGCCCAGGCUUCCAGAGAUGUUCUGUGGGAGCUUAAAAGGAAAAAACACUUGGUUCUUGGUCUCUUGAUUUUUUUCCUUAAAAUUUCCACCAGUGCCAGCUACUGCCUUUCCUUUCUGUUCUUGCUCCGUGCUGCUCCCACCCUGGCAGGAGGGAUGGAGGGCAGUGAGGAGCAGGGGAGGGAGGAAAACUGCCUUGGCCUUUGGAAAAGGGACUGGAAAAGCAAAAAAAUGGCAUGAAAGAAAAAAAAAGCAAAGUGUGUCUUUGAUUUGCUGUGUGCUCCGGACUCAGCCGGUGCGGGGGCCGGGGGUGCCAGUGGUGCCCCAGAUCCUGUGUCCCCCUCACAGCUCCCUGGCAGGGUGGGGAGGGCAGGAGGUGACAUCAACCUGCUCUGACAGGCUCAGGAGAGCGCGGGGUCAGGGCUGUGCUCGGAAAAUCCCCAAAACCUGCGUCCCCUCCAGCCCCGCCGUGGGUGUCCCAAGGCUUUGCCCGGCAGUGGCACAGGAGUCCCCAAAGGCAGUGGCUGUUCCCCUUGUCCCCCCAGCAAUGCAUCCCAGCCCCCCAUCCUGCUGCACCCCAAAACCUUGGGGUGGGGGUGUCGCUACCUGGGGGUGCCAUGGGGGUCCAAAACCACCUCAGCCACCCCCCGGGGGUGGGACAGACGCACAGCAAAGGAGACCCCAGAGCCAAGGACGCUGACAGAGCUCGGUUAUUUUCUCUUGCUGCUUUUUGUUGUUGUAUCCACGGAAAUACAAUCACGAGAGAUAUAUAUAUUAUAUAUAUACUUCUUAAAUUACACAAUCAAUGUACAAAAACCGGGGUGCAUUGCUGAGACAGGUGGUUGGUUGGGUCUUUUCUGACUUUGUGGGUUUUUUUCCGGUACCUGGCAGGGGCUGGAUGGCUCCCGCCCACCGUGCCCAGCACACGGUGCUUCCCCUGCAUCCACGAGAACACGGGAUCCCUGGGGCCAAAAAAUUCACGAACCAACGGAGGGGGCAGGAAAGGAGCAGGAGGAGCGUGCGGGAAGCCGAUGGCAUUGAUGCUGCUAAGGGUGAUGGUAUGGAAAAAAAUGAGAGAUGAUCCGUAGGGAAGAGCUCGGCACGGCAGACGCACCCGAGGCAGGGGGUGGGGUGGCCGUGCUGGGUGGCAGCGGCCGCGGGAGCUGCGGGGCCGGGGCAGAGCCCAGGGGAGGAGGGGUAGAGCUACGUGGGGACAAGCAAAGGGCAGAGCCUGCGGCCGUUCCCCUGCCUUGGCGGGUCUUGUUUCUUCGCCGGGCAGCUGCUCUGCCUGGGCUGUAUCCUGAGCCCUCCUCCUGAGCUGCACUCCUGCCGGCAUCCUGCAAGGCAGGGAUGCUCAUCCCCCGUCCCUGCUCUGCUCCUGCCUCUCUUCAGGAAGGGGAGGAUGGGGACCGUCCCCAGCAGUGCCCAAGGCAGUCCUCGCUAUCCCAGGCUGGGCAUCAAGGUGCUUCCAGCAGCACCGGGCCCUGGUGGGUCCCUCUCCGGACAGUGCUGGAUUUUAGGGCCAUCUCACCUGGAUCUGGUGUGCGUUGGAUACCUGCCCACCCGAAGGGGGAUGCUGCUCCCUGCAGCACAGAGCGGGCAUCGGCUCGGGAGCCUCCGCCCGCUCCAGCUGCGCUGACAGCCCAGCCCGGACGGGGAGGAAGCUGCGGAGAUGCCAGCAAGCUCCGUGGCGGGGCUGGUCCCGCCUCACCUGGGCAUCUCAAGGAUGGCCGCGGGGAUGAAGGGGGCAUUCACCCCCUUCCUCGGGGCGGGAGGAUGAACUGGGGAGAACAUGGAAACACCAAAAAAAAAUAACCAACGGAGUCACACUCCAAUCCCUCUUGGUUUUCUGGGAUGAAUUUGGUUGGUCCCAGGAGCUUCGGCGCCGUGCGUUUCAGAACAGUUCCAGCCAAUCAGAAGGCGGCUCAUGAUUUCAGUAUCUUUAAAAACCAACCAAUCAGGAGCUCUCACUGGUUGGGCUUUAAGAUCUUGAGGUAUCGGCUUU
This is a messenger RNA of Onychostruthus taczanowskii (white-rumped snowfinch), 4140 nucleotides long. It is a transcript of the gene SPDEF, whose product is annotated as SAM pointed domain containing ETS transcription factor. The transcript has 5 exons. Bases 53 to 1228 code for a protein of 391 amino acids. Gene Ontology annotation, molecular function: DNA-binding transcription factor activity, RNA polymerase II-specific; sequence-specific DNA binding. Lineage: Eukaryota; Metazoa; Chordata; Aves; Passeriformes; Passeridae. The record is from RefSeq and is a predicted model, not a curated record. Gene Ontology annotation, cellular component: nucleus. Gene Ontology annotation, biological process: cell differentiation; regulation of transcription by RNA polymerase II.